GCCGCUGAUUGCCCUGGUUUGACAAACAUAGUUAGAGUGAGUGGUAGGUGACCAUGGUUAUAUGCUUGCCAUGGUUCCCAUCCAUACAGUAUAUCAGUCCCAGUCACGCUUCCUUCUCCUCCUCCAUUCUUUCUUUCGAUAUCCUCUUAAUACCUCUUUGAUAGAACAUGGCCAUGGACGCCUUCACACGGGCGCACGUGCUCGACCAGGCACAGGCACGGGCACGCUUUCGCAUCCCUGCUAGCGCAUCCGGCUCCGAAUCCGACAACGUUCGCAACUGCAACAACACCGUCCACGAAAGGAGAUUGAGGGACGAGGAAGAAGAGGAGAGCCCGCGCAUAAGUCGCAACGAGCAGAAGCGUCGACUGAAAAAGCAGCGAAGGGAAGAACAGAAGCAAAGACAACAAGCCGAGCUCGCCCUCAUUCCCACGAUCUCCACCACCACCACCCUUCUCGACCCUCGUCCUCCGUCUCCCAAGGAUCGCAACCCUCCCAACAUCCUCCCCAAAAACUCCAAAGUCUCCCUCUCCGUCUCCGCCGCCAUGCCCCCACCAUCAACCUAUCACCCCCUCCUCGUCUGCUCCAUAGGCAACCCCGGCCCCCAAUACGCCUCCACCCUCCACUCGGCCGGCCACACCAUCCUCUCCACCAUCCGCGAGCGCGGCCUCUACCAGCCCUUCGCCUCGGGCCUCUCGGGCAAAGUCGCCCGCCCAGACACCACCACCUUCCGCUUCUCCAUCACGGGCUUCAGCAAGGAGAAGGCACAGGGUCUGGCUCCGGGCGAGGACGACUUCACGCUGUGGCAGAGCACAAAGUUGAUGAAUGUCAGUGGGCCCAGCGUGGCCGCUGCGUGGAGACAGUUUGCCGGCCAGGGUCGCUUUCAGGCCGAGGGGCAGACUCCGAGAUUGGUCGUCGUGCAUGACGAGCUGGAGUCUCCGCUAGGGAAAGUUUCGAUAAAAGACGGAGCAAGCAGUCCGAGGGGUCAUAAUGGGUUGAAGAGCGUGCAGGCCAGCUUGGGAACUAGGGUCAAGUGGUGGAGGGUAGGGGUGGGGAUUGGACGACCGGAGAGUAGGGAACCGAGUGUCGUGAGCAAAUAUGUGCUGAGGAAAAUGACCGACAGGGAGGAGAGGGCCAUGGAUGCCGCGAGUUUGGGCGUCUUGGAGGCCUUGAGGAAGAUUGCAGACGGGAAGGCCUAAGUCUGCUACCACGGUUGGGGCGAGCAAAAAAAAAAAAGAAUCUUGUUGUAUGAUACUGUAUGUCUAUGGGUUGGAUAUUACGACCCCUUGCUCAGGGCAUCGCAUGUCGAGGAGUUGUUUGGCAUUGUUUUUGAGAUACCCACAAAGCUUAUGCAUCUGGAUGGGGUGGAUUUCGGGUCGUGGUUCAUUGGAUCUAGAUGAUGCCAGAUAGAUUGGUCGUCCUCAAUUACCAUUCAAACCUCAUU
This is a messenger RNA of Westerdykella ornata, 1441 nucleotides long. RefSeq names its product peptidyl-tRNA hydrolase. The coding region runs from base 168 to 1196 and encodes 342 amino acids. The record is from RefSeq and is a predicted model, not a curated record. The transcript has a single exon. NCBI's taxonomy places the organism in Eukaryota, Fungi, Ascomycota, Dothideomycetes, Pleosporales, Sporormiaceae. Gene Ontology annotation, molecular function: peptidyl-tRNA hydrolase activity.